GGCAAUUACUAGAAUAGAAUUUUUAAAAAUAGACAAAGAAAUAUCAAAUGCAAAUUCCAAACAUUAUUCUAAUUACAAGUGUGGAUUUAGAGUUUAUCGUUGCUAGUGCAUCGUUUUCAAAUUCCUUUUUUAGAAAAAAAAUAAUCCCAAAAAUCUCCAAGUCUGUUUGCAAAAUUGUCAACACAAACAAACAAAACUCUGAAUGAACAACGUUAAUGCAUAAUCGAAUUGGCGGCAACAACAAAACCACCGCCACCAACUCUGCAAUUCCUCUCGUCUUCUCCAUUUUCUCUCUCCUCCUCCUCCUGCAAUGUUGUUAAUCUUCAAACCACACCACAAAAAGCUUCUCUCAUUCAAAAAAAACCAUAUACAACAGCAUGUAAUUCCCAAUUUUCUCAAUGGAUGUUGAAGACCCAUCAUCAUCAAACCCUAACCCUAACAACCUUAAUAAUAAUAAUAUUGCUAAUUAUUAUUAUAAUUAUAAUAAUUGUGAUGUGAAUCCAAUCCCAUCACGGCCACAGAUUCGGUUGUUGUUUGGGAAUUCCGACGCCGCAGCAGCCUCUGUUUUCAGGCGGGCCCACUCUGAUGGAAAUUUCCGGGUCGCCGCCGCAGACAACGACGGCGGCGAGGCAUUCAAUGGCGGUUACACGGCGGAUAUGGGGUCGGAGGAUGACCUCGUCUCCGCAUUCCUCGACAUUCAGAAGCUCGGCCGAAAUGAGGACGACGGCGCCUCCGAACAUUUGAUGGAUCACGGUGGCGGUCUAUCGGAGAAGAGGUUUCGGCGGUACCGGAAUAGCAGCUUGUCGGAGGGGUUAGGUGAAGCGAACAAGGCAAUGCCGCCGGAGAAGUUGGCUGAGCUUUGGGCUGCAGACCCCAAGCGUGUUAAGAGGAUCUUAGCAAAUAGACAGUCUGCUGCUCGCUCAAGAGAGAGAAAGACUCGCUAUUUAUUAGAACUAGAGCGAAAAGUUUACUCCCUUCAAUUAGAAGCAAGGAAUCUGUCUGCACAACUCACAAUAUACAAGAAAGACACAACUGUUCUGAUGACAGAAAAUGUUGAGAUCAAAAUGAGGCUACAAGCUAUGGAGCAACAAGCUCAGUUGCGUGAUGCUCUAAAUGAAGCACUAAAGCAAGAAGUUGAGAGACUGAAGAUUGCAAAUGGGGAAAUAACAACUCCAACUGAGUCCUUUAGCUCGAGAACGCUGCCCGUGCCACGCAGCCCAUUAGCCCCGUGCCUUACAGCAUCCUCCGCCUCGGCUUCCUCACAGAAAACAAAGAACCUCUUUCCACGUCGAAAACAAUCCCAGCUGCCACCAUUGCAUAAUUCCUGGUCUAGCCUAUCACCAAGUCGUGAAUAUCGUCGUCAAGCAAAUCAUCCGUGGAUGAGUUCUGAGCAGAAUGAAGAUAUUGGCGCCGUAGAGGGGACCGAUGUUAGUAACAGAGGAUCGAACCUUGUGAAUACGGAAGCUCCUCUGGCUUCCGGCAGCGAUAGUAGCUCCACAACACAGCUGCUGACUCCCUGAUUUUGUAAUGGUGUGCCUCUGUAUAUGCUAUAUAUAUAUUGUUUAUAAACUGAAAUCAAAAUUUAACUGAAACAAAGGUACUAAUCUCAAGUUAGCUAAUUCUUUUAUUCCAUUGGUAUUCUAUUGGGAAUGAAUUCUUGAACUGUUGGUUGAAGUAGAUCUCUGUCUCCAUAUUGUGAGUUAUUUUUGUAUUGAUAAUUUAUUUAAUAUUCUUCGGGCUGUAGUCUAAUUGUGUUUACAUCACAUUGGAACGUACACCUUAUUUGUUGGGC
This is a messenger RNA of Camellia sinensis, 1792 nucleotides long. Its product is annotated as transcription factor RF2b. The record is from RefSeq and is a predicted model, not a curated record. Gene Ontology annotation, biological process: regulation of DNA-templated transcription. Gene Ontology annotation, molecular function: DNA-binding transcription factor activity. Gene Ontology annotation, cellular component: nucleus. Lineage: Eukaryota; Viridiplantae; Streptophyta; Magnoliopsida; Ericales; Theaceae.